AUGGUGGUCCCAGGCAGUACCAACAUCUCUCCCCAAGCCCACAACGGAAGUCUUCUGGAAGCUCCCACGUCCAGCUGCAAAGGGGCCGAAGUGGAGGGUCCAGACCUGGCAGGGGUGGAGCUGGAGGAGGUCCGAAAGCUGCAAGAACUGGUCCGCAGGUUGGAGGUCCAGAAUGAGACUUUGCGUAAUCGCGGCACCAAGCUGAUGAGAGGUGCCAGCGACCACACAACGAGUCGAAACGUGGAGGAAGAACAAGACUUUGCUCCUUCACUUUGUCAGGACAACAGUGGCGAGGAGAUGUCGCCUUUGCACGUGGCCAGCCAGAUUGAUGAAGAAGAUGAUGACGAGGAAGAGGACAGAGGGCCGUGUACUGGUUUUUUGACGUUUAGCUGCAGCAGUCGUGCCGGACCGGAGGAAGGCCUGACCCCAGAUAGCCCCUCUCAGGACAGCUAUGAGUCGGAAACACUGGCAGAGAGCGAUUCUGGGUUGGACCAAACGGCGCUGGAUGAAGUGGAUGUCCUGGAUUUGGAAGAAAAGUCUGCAGAUGUAGAAGAGGCUGAUAGUUGGUUGUACGUAUCGCCCAAAAAGCAGGUCGCAGAUGCUGGCCCUGGGUCUCCAUUAAAGUGGUGUCGACAAGUCCUGGACCACCGCAGCCCAGAAACUGAAGUGGCAUGUCAGACUCUAAUCAACCGUUUGGAUCAAACCACCCGUUGGAGAAGCAUGUACAGCAGCCCUUCAGCAGAGACAGGCUCUGCUGGUUCAGGCCUGAUCUCUCCGGGCUUCAACAAAUCGACUAACAAAUCCCUACUAACCAGUGGCAAUUCAGGCACAAGCAUGCACUCUGCCAUGAGCUCUCAGUCCUCUAUCGAUAGUGAACUCAGCACAUCAGACGACUCCAUCUCCAUGGGCUACAAGCUGCAAGACCUCACAGAUGUACAAAUCAUGGCUCGGCUUCAGGAAGCGAGUUUAAGGCAAGACUUUGCAUCCAGCUCAGCCUCUGCUUCACGUCGCAGCUCAACAACAUCUUUGCAGUCACUGCGCAGAUGUGGAAACUACAGUGACCAGGAGUUUGAUAGCUAUAGUCUGGAAGAUGAAGAUGAAUUUUGCUCUUUGCCGCUACGACAUCGAUUUACCCCUUCACCACUAAGUUCACCGCGGUGCCAGUCACCCUCUACUUCCAACCACAGCCAAGAAUACAGCGGCCGUUUGGGAGCUCCACGUACAAGGGCUCCAAGGCGGUCUCUACAGGGCCCAAGUGCUGAACUCAUCAAAUUCGCCAAAAGUGAGGAAGAGUUGAGGCACAGCAUGCCAAAUCUGGCUCCUCGCACUAGCCUUCGUUCAUUGGAGGCAGUUAGAAACAGCCGCAGUAUGGAGGCUAACCUCCAGAGCUCUGGCAACCGCAUGACCCACCUUUCCAAUCCCCCUUCCACAGGUAUGACAAAUGGUCGCAUUCGCAACAAUGGCCAGUCUCCUCUUUCACUACGGACCCCUGUCAAAGCUGUAGGUCCAGUGUCAUCCAGAGGUUUACCUGUAAUCCAAGGCCCACCUGCUGGAGGAGGGCGCAGAUUGCAGUCUCCAAGCUCUGGAAAUGGUGGUCCCCAUGUUCCAGGAAGAAGCUCUUUUGGAACAGGCAUAAGUCAAGGACAGUCAAGAAGUAAAAUUUUACAUACCCCAAGGAGGUCGAUGGGUAUAACAAAAAUGUCUGAUGAAUCCUGGAAAGAUGGCUGCUACUGA
Molecule: messenger RNA, 1734 nt
Organism: Knipowitschia caucasica
Lineage: Eukaryota; Metazoa; Chordata; Actinopteri; Gobiiformes; Gobiidae
Source: the annotation of a GenBank genome assembly